AUAGCUUCACUUUGUGUUUAGCUGUUGAACAAUGGCUGGAAGUUGGUGUUUGGCUCAGAUUUUGGUGGUCUGUGCUUUCUGUCAUGCUGUCCCACAGUGGAGUCAAUCGCUUCAGAAUGCUCAAGCUCUGAUGAUCCAGCAAACUGACCAGCAGUUUCAGCUCCAGAAGCCAGUUCAACAGCUAACUAACCAGCAGUUUCCACCUCAGAAACCAGUUCAACAGCUAACUAACCAGCAGUUUCUGUUUCAGAAGCCAGUUCCACAACAACCUAAGCCGCAGUUUCCGUUUCAGAAGCCAGUUCCACAACAACCUAAGCCGCAGUUUCCGUUUCAGAAGCCAGUUCCACAACAACCUAAGCCGCAGUUUCCGUUUCAGAAGCCAGUUCCACAACAACCUAAGCCGCAGUUUCCGCUUCAGAAGCCAGUUCCACAACAACCUAAGCCGCAGUUUCCGCUUCAGAAGCCAGUUCCACAACAACCUAAGCCGCAGUUCCCUCUUCAGAAGCCAGUUCCACAACAACCUAAGCCGCAGUUUCCGCUUCAGAAGCCAGUUCAACUUGAUAAAUGUGCUGUAGCUGAUUCUGAGCAGAUCCAAUGCGGUCUACCUGGGAUCAGUGGUGCUGCGUGUGAAGCUAUCAACUGCUGCUUUAACGGACAGCAGUGUUUCUAUGGGAGGGCAGUGACUGUCCAGUGUAUUAGAGAUGGUCAGUUUGUGGUAGUGGUGUCUCGAGACGUUACCUUGCCUCGACUGAGUCUGGAUUCGGUUCAACUACUGGGUGGAAACGACCCACCUUGUGCUCCUGUGGGGUCUACACCUUCCUUUGCUAUAUACCAGUUCCCUGUGACCGCAUGUGGCACGAGCGUGAUGGAGGACGGUGGAUAUGUGGUGUAUGAAAACCGAAUGACCUCAUCGUAUGAAGUGGGGAUUGGACCAUAUGGUUCCAUCACAAGGGACAGUCAUUUUGAGUUUCUCUUCCAGUGUAGAUAUUCGGGAACUUCUGUGGAAGCUCUGGUUGUGGAGGUCAACUCCGUUCCUCCACCUCCACCAGUAGCCGCUCCUGGACCUCUCAGGGUGGAGCUCAGACUGGCCAAUGGCCAAUGUGUCACCAAAGGCUGUGCUGAAGGGGAUGAGGCCUACACGUCCUACUACAGUGACGCUGAUUAUCCCAUCACAAAAGUCCUGCGAGAGCCUGUGUAUGUUGAGGUGCACGUUAUGGAGAGGACUGACCCCAACAUUGACCCGGGGAACAAUUGCCGGAACACUUUACCCAUGUAUUUUCCGGAAUCGCAGUGUGAUAGGGGCUUUGAACACUACUACAACCAUCAUCCCAUCUGUCCUUUUGCCAUUUCAGAGGAACUUUACCUAUUGAAGUCUCUUAGGCACAGUGAUUAUAGUUAUGAGAUGUUACUCAGUAAUUCUGAGAUGGUGUGAAUGCAGCUAUAAAUGAACUUUAUUGUGAAAAAUG
Molecule: messenger RNA, 1466 nt
Organism: Carassius gibelio (silver crucian carp)
Lineage: Eukaryota; Metazoa; Chordata; Actinopteri; Cypriniformes; Cyprinidae
Product: zona pellucida sperm-binding protein 4-like
Exons: 5
Coding region: 32-1432 (466 amino acids)
Biological process (GO): binding of sperm to zona pellucida; prevention of polyspermy
Cellular component (GO): egg coat
Molecular function (GO): acrosin binding; structural constituent of egg coat
Source: RefSeq, a predicted model, not a curated record